GUUCAGACGUCUACACAAUCGUAACAACUGCCUUCCUGCAAAACCAAACACGUCCGAACCCAGAGCCACAGAUAUGAAGUAGCGAGAUGAAACUACAUGCAGCCACACAAGGCAGACAUUCGAGUGCACUGAUUUGCAUUCGAAUGACACGGCAAAAGUGUAUUUGCAUGUGAAUACCCCAGAUUCAUUUAUACUUGGUAGAAUGCACUUGAGCAAAGCUCAGCAGCCAUUGGCUGAUCCCUGACCCGCGCUUUCGGUCAUCGCCCGUUGAAAUCAACUGACGUCAACUCUGAGCGGAGGGAGAACGCAGCGAAGCGCUAAGAGCCGACGCACACGGCAGCGAUACAGCUCUGGCCUCGCCGGCCACCGAAAGCAUGUCAAAGCGCAGAGCCUCCGUGGUCUUUGACCACUUCUACAUCCCAGACAAUGGAGAGGAGGUGUGCAAGGCACGCUGCAAGUACUGCCCGCUGGAGAUGAGCUUCAACAGGAAGGCCACCUCCAACCUUCUCAACCAUAUGAAGCGGAAGCAUGCCUCCAUACCCCUGGAUCCAGUGUCUAGCAUCACCACCCACUGGGCCCCUAUGCCAACCAAGAGCAUGCUGGCACCCAAGAAGUGGCAUAGCACUGAUGCCAGCCAGGUCCAGGCCGACCGCGCUCUGGUCAACCUGAUAGCUGGGGAGCAGCUGCACGUCUCCAUUGUUGAGAGUCCCUUCUUCCUGAGCUUCAUGCAGGAAGUGCAGCCCGCCUACAAUGUUCCCAGCCGCCACCACUUUGUCAACUCGCUGGUGUGCCAGCAGUACAACCUGCUCCACGGGCAGCUGGAGGCCCUGGUCAAGGCUGCCCAGAGCAUCUGCCUGACUGUGGAUGUCUGGUCAGGGGAGCAGGGGUGCACCUACAUGGCAGCAAAAGGCCACCUCAUUGUGGACUACACCCUCAAGUCAGUGUUGUUCUCCUGCAAGCGUGUACGGGGUUUUCAGACGGCCGAGGACAUCCUUAGCUACUGUGAGACCAUCUUGGCCAUUUAUAAAACGCCAAGCAAAAUUGCCAUCGUUGUCAGCGACAACACAGCACCCUGCAACACCAGCCUCCCCGGGUUUGUGCAACACGGUGAGUCACCGUUGGCGAGCGCUGCAGAGCCAGAGGUAAAGAUGGAAGGCCAGGGUGCUCCCGCACCCACAGGCGAGAGCACCUCGAGCUCCAGCACCACGCAGUACGUUUCCCAGUACGAGCCCUCGUUCGCUCACGCGCUCCAAUUGGUCGUCAGGGAUGGGCUUCUGGCCAUACCGAAGGCAACUGCGGAUGUUCUCGCUAAGGUCUCGGCAAUGGCGUACCGCACUAGGGAUGCCAUGCCAGGAUCGGCAACAGAUCGCCUGGAGGAUCAGCUCAAGGGCCAGGCCACUGGCUGUGCCCCCUGGAACCGGCAGCUGAAGCUUGUGAAGAGCAUUCUGGGUGACCAAGACGACCAGCUGGGCCCAAGUACACACACUAACCCGAGCCUCACUGCCUUGGAAAGAGCAAUUUUGGAGGACUUCCUCCACAUCAUGAGGCCAUUUGAGGAGAUCACAGACCGCAUCCAAGGGGAGCGGGUGGUCCCAGCCAGCCUAGUCAUUCCAUCAAUUUGGGGGAUCCGGAAGCACCUGAGCUCUCAGUCAGAGCACAAUCACAAGAUGGUGGUGGGCCUCACAAUUUCCACUGACAAGUGGCUCCAGCAGUACGAGGCCAAGUCUUCCUACCUGCGGGCCACCAUUUUGGACCCACGUCUCAAGUUGCGUUGGACCGAGGGUGACCACAGCUCCCGCCUCAAGGACGACCUGCUCUCGAUGACCGGUGCCUCGGCCGGAGACACCCGGGAGCCCGCUUCUGCCUCAGAAGCGCUGUGCCCGCCUAGAAAGAAGUGCUUGUUUCCUUUCUUUGAGGAUGAGCCCCAGCACUCCGCCCCAAGCCCACAUGUCGAAGAGGUGGAGACAUACUUGCAGGAACCCUGCAUUCCAUACCACCAGGACCCCCUGGUGUUCUGGAGGGGGAACCUUCAGCGGUUCCCUCGGCUUUCCUCGCUGGCCCUGCAAUACCUCUGUAUACCAGCAUCACCUGUUCCGACCCUGCACCCCGACAGCACCGGGCUCCCUGAUGGCGACUUCGAGAGCCUGACGUUCAUCAAGCUCAACAACAGUCUGCUGCAAUGAUCCCUGCAGCAUUGUGGCAUUUUUUUAUAAAAAAAAAAAAAAAAAAAAAAA
Messenger RNA from Scleropages formosus (Asian bonytongue), 2234 nucleotides. RefSeq names its product zinc finger BED domain-containing protein 4-like. Gene Ontology annotation, molecular function: protein dimerization activity; DNA binding. The transcript is spliced from 2 exons. Lineage: Eukaryota; Metazoa; Chordata; Actinopteri; Osteoglossiformes; Osteoglossidae. The coding region runs from base 375 to 2183 and encodes 602 amino acids. The record is from RefSeq and is a predicted model, not a curated record.